UCAAAAAAGAUGGAGGAGUUACAGCUGUCAGAAACUUUACAACGAUAUUUUUCCGAUGUUUUCCUAUGUUGCGAUGAAGAAAAAUCCGGAAACGCCUCCCUGACCAAAACCGUCGAACUAAUCAAAUCCGGAAAUGUGCCGGAGGACGUCAUAUCCCAAAUUUCAGAGAUCUGUUGGGGCCAAAACACGACCAGUCUGACUAGGAAACAAUUUUUUUCCGCUUUGAAAUUAGUAGCGGCGUACCAAGCCAAUAUCCCCAUACAAUCCGAGAUAGUAACUUCCAAUUUGGAGCUGCCUUUACCCAGGUUUACUUGGAACAACCUGGAGAAUGAAGCGCAGAUUCCUGAUUUAAUUGAACUGAGGAACGAUGCCAAUGAUUACGUUGAGCAGGUUGAUGCUAACAGUACUGAUUCGGAGGUUGAUAGUGAUACGCUUAGUAUAGUUAGGAAUGGUUCACCUGAAAUAUCUAGUACGGCUUCCGACAGCCCAACGCCCACGAACAGUGUGCAGGAUAGGAGUUGGGCGGUCGGUGGUGCAUGGCAAGGUUUAGUAUCCGAAGAACAACGACAGCUUCUAGGUACUGAAGAAGAAUCGAGUGAUAGACACAGUAGCGAAGAGGACACCGAAGUCAGCUCGGAAAUAUGGACGAUCAAUCCCGAACAACGCGAAUACUACACUAAUCAAUUCCGAUCCCUCCAGCCAGACACUAAUGCCUUACUAGCUGGACCAGUAGCUCGAAUGUUUUUCGAAAAAUCCCGCCUUCCCGUACACGAACUCCGCAAAAUAUGGCAGCUAGCAGACGUCACAAAAGAUGGCGCCCUCAGCUUACAAGAAUUCAACACGGCCAUGCACUUGGUCGUCCUCAGGCGCAACCACAUAGAGCUCCCCGACGUCCUCCCUCCGACCCUCAUCCCCGGCAACGAAAGUCCCCUUUCCGUCAGCCCGGAGACCGAACCCAUGCUAUCUCCCCAAACGAAAGACACCGCCAAAGAAUGGACGAAAUUCGUCGACAGUCCAACGAGCUCCGUUUCAUCGCCGGGUCCGAAACCUGUCAAUUUCGACUUUCAGAAAAUCACUUUGGACAAAGACUCGAAAAUUCUACAUCCCGUGCCACUGAGGCUAACACCGGAGACUUCCGCCGCCGUGGCGCCACCUGGAGAAGAUCUAGUCGACAGCAUUGAAGCGCACAGUCCCAAGAAAUUCAUCGACGUUUCGAACAAUCCACAAAACAACAACAACAGUGCUAUUCAGAGACCUCAACCGAAGAAAAUCAGCAUACCUGGUCCAGGGGCGAUCCCGCCACCGCCCACUAGUCAGAGCAGCGUGGAGGAGGGGCCGGUGAGUCUCCCCGCCUUCCCUCCGCCGAAAAAGGAGAAGCCGCCGCCUCCUCCGCCUCGACCGUUCAAGAGCCACGGCCGGAGUUCCUCGCUGGACCUGAAUAGGCUGAGUAAGCUGGGAGCUCCGCCCACCGUUCCGCCCAGGAUCAGCCCCAACAUACAGUCCUCCAAGAAAUUGAUCAAUCAGAGGUCCGAAGGCGACACUGGAGCCGUGGAGAACGCGUUCGCCGCCAAUUUUGAUAACUUCGAGAAGUACGAGAACGUGGACGAAGGGAUCUUCCCCGGGGAUUUGUACGAAGCUGAGCGGAAGAAGAUUUUCGCCAAGUUCACGGCAGGGAAUAGCGAAUUACCGAGAAAGCAUGGUGCUUUUGAGGUGUAUAGGAAACCGGCCAAAAGUCAGGAGAGCCCGAUCAGCGGAGAGGAUAAAGCUAAGUGGGAGUUGUUCCAGAAGUUGCAGGAGGAGAAUACCGUGUUGUUGAGGAUUUGCCAAGAGUUGAGUCAGGAGCUGGCGGAUAUUAGGGAAGAGAAGAUGACGCUUAAGCUUAGGUUAGAAAAGCAGAUGAAUAUGGGAUAGUUUUAUCAGGUGUGUUAGUUCUACAAAGUACCCGUAAGGCGUCCUCGAUUAAAUCAAAGAAAUACUUUUAAGUUGAAUCUCCAGGUAUUAUUAGGCCGACAGUGCCAUAAACUGCCUAUCGUGAAUCUUUGAAUUGUUCAAUUAUUAUCUAAUUUGAUUAUUGAGUGAAGAAUAUUUUUUUAAUAUAACGUUAUCAAAUGAAAUUUGAAGAUCUUCUAUUAUGUAUAAAUUAUACUGUUGUUCAGAAUUUAAUUUUAUUUAUAUUUACGGCUCUAUAGCAGCAAAGUCUUAUAUUUUUCGUGUAGCUAUAGGAAGACUGUAUUUUAAAAUUAAAUAAAACUUAAAGAUCAAUAA
Messenger RNA from Zophobas morio, 2265 nucleotides. It is a transcript of the gene Reps, whose product is annotated as ralBP1-associated Eps domain-containing protein 1. Gene Ontology annotation, molecular function: molecular adaptor activity; calcium ion binding; protein binding. Gene Ontology annotation, biological process: endosomal transport; clathrin-dependent synaptic vesicle endocytosis. The record is from RefSeq and is a predicted model, not a curated record. NCBI's taxonomy places the organism in Eukaryota, Metazoa, Arthropoda, Insecta, Coleoptera, Tenebrionidae. The coding region runs from base 10 to 1911 and encodes 633 amino acids. Gene Ontology annotation, cellular component: intracellular vesicle; plasma membrane; presynaptic membrane. The transcript has 3 exons.